Molecule: messenger RNA, 1312 nt
Organism: Amblyraja radiata (thorny skate)
Lineage: Eukaryota; Metazoa; Chordata; Chondrichthyes; Rajiformes; Rajidae
Product: all-trans-retinol 13,14-reductase-like
Exons: 8
Coding region: 1-1245 (414 amino acids)
Source: RefSeq, a predicted model, not a curated record
AUGUUGCAGAAAGCUUCAAAGCAUGUUCCCCUGAUGGCUAUCCUGAAAAUGAUUCCUUUUUCGUUGGCCAAAUUUCUUAUUAAGACGGGCAUCAUCCAUUGGAUCUCCACAAUAUUUAAGGAUGCAAGCACAAAUGUUAUUCAGGUUGUUAAUAAGCUGACAGAAAACAAAGAUCUAAGAGUUGUCUUCUGCUACAUGUUCACCGGUGUCCCUCCCAAAGAAUCCAGCUUUGUUAUGAAUGCACUGUUGGUACAUCACUAUAAGCGUGGAGCUUGGUAUCCCAAAGGAGGUGCCAGCGAGAUUGCCUUCCAUUGUAUCCCAGUUAUCCAGAGGACAGGUGGGGCUGUUCUUAUGCGCGCCCGUGUGCAGCAGAUUUUAAUUAGCAAAAAUGGAGAGGCCUGUGGUGUGACUGUCAAAAAAGGGCAAGAGAAAAUAAAUAUUUAUGCCCCCUCGGUGAUCUCUGAUGCCGGAAUUUACAACACUUAUGAAUGUCUUUUACCAAAGGAAAUCCAAGCCAAACCCGACAUCCAGUCACAGCUUAGCAUGGUGCGUCAUAGCAUGGGAUCGUUCCUUGUGUUCGUCGGUCUCAAAGGUACAAAAGAAGAGUUAGGGUUGAGAGCAACCAAUUAUUGGAUUUAUCAAAACAACAACAUGGAUGAGCUAAUGUGUCACACCAUGCCUGCAAGCAAGGAGGAGUUUGUCAAAACUAUUCCGAUGUUAUUUGUUACUUUUCCAUCAGCCAAGGAUAUCACCUGGAAGGAACGAUACCCAGGAAAUUCGUGUAUGACAAUUCUGACCAUGGCUCGCUACGAGUGGUUCGAGGAAUGGAAAGAUGAAAAAGUAAAGAGUCGAGGGGCGGACUACGAGACGUGGAAGAUGGACAUUGCCAGGAAACUAUUGGACCGGGCCAUAGAUUUGUUUCCACAGCUGAAGGAUAAGAUUGAAUACAUCAAUGCGGCGACUCCUCUCAGUAAUCAGUACUACCUGGCUGCACCUCGAGGGGAGAUGUACGGUAUCGAGCAGGACCUUCAUCGGUUCACUCCUGAAGUCGUCGCCUCCAUCAGAGCCAAAACGCCCGUGAAGAACCUUUACCUCACUGGUCAAGAUGUCUUUUCCAAUGGGAUAGCAGGAGCUAUGCAUGGAGGACUUCUCUGUGCCUCUGCCAUUCUCAGGCGAAUUGUGUAUGUAGAUCUUAUUUUUCUUAAACGGAGACUUAAGAAGAAACAACUUAAAAAAGUUGUGUGAACCUCUGACAGCAGGUUUAAUCAGUGCUUCAUGGCACUGUGAAUAAAGGAUGCUUGAUUCAAUUCCA